Molecule: messenger RNA, 1833 nt
Organism: Salarias fasciatus (jewelled blenny)
Lineage: Eukaryota; Metazoa; Chordata; Actinopteri; Blenniiformes; Blenniidae
Product: protein NLRC3-like
Exons: 2
Source: RefSeq, a predicted model, not a curated record
GAACAUAAGAAGAGUCUGAGGAGGAGAUGUGAACGUGUGACUGAAGGAAGUGAUGAAGCAGGAGGAGGAAGCCUCCUCAACAGGAUCUACACUGAGCUCCACAUCACAGAGGAACACAGUGAGGAGCUUCAGAGGGAACCUGAGCUGAAUCAUCUGGAGACAGCUUCCAGGAAGGAGAGCCUCCAUCACACUGCCAUCAGGGUUCAGGACAUCUUCAAAGCCUCGGCCCAGCAGCACAGACACAUCCGAGUGGUUCUGACCAGCGGCGUGGCCGGCAGCGGAAAAACCUUCUCGGUGCACAAGUUCAGUCUGGACUGGGCCGAGGGCCUGGAGAACCAGGAUGUGGGGGUGCUGGUGGUGCUCUCCUUCAGGGAGCUGAACCUGCUGGGAGAGCGGCCGUACAGCCUCCUCUCACUGCUGGCUGUUUUCCAUCCCACGCUCCAGAAGCUGACGGCAGAGGAGCUGGCUGUCUGCAAGCUGCUCUUCAUUUUUGACGGUCUGGAUGAAAGCAGACUUUCUCUGGACUUCAGCAGCAGCCAGCGGCUGCUUGACGUCUCCCAGCAGUCUUCAGUCGGCGAGCUGCUCACUAACCUCAUCCGGGGGGAUCUGCUGCCCUCGGCUCGGGUCUGGAUCACUUCCCGACCGGCGGCGGCCCAUCAGAUCCCUCCAACAUGUGUGGACAGACUGACAGAAGUGCGAGGCUUCACUGACGCCCAGAAGGAGGAGUACUUCAGGAGGAGGCUGAGUGAUGAGGAGCUGAGCAGCAGGAUCAUCUCCCACAUCCAGACCUCCAGGAGCCUCCACAUCAUGUGUGGAAUCCCAGUCUUCUGCUGGAUCACUGCUACAGUUCUGGAGCACAUGUUGAGCAGCGAGCAGAGAGGAGAGCUGCCCCAGACCCUGACUGACAUGUACUCCCACUUUGUGCUGGUUCAGACUCACAGGAAGAAGCUCAAGUACCAUGAACGACCUGAGACGGGUCCACAGGAGCUGACGGAGGCUGACAGGGAGCUUCUUCUGAAGCUGGGCAGGAUGGCCUUGGAACAUCUGGACAAAGGAAACAUCCUGUUCUACCAAGAAGACCUGGAGCAGUGUGGUCUGGAUGUGACUGAGGCCUCGCUGUACUCUGGAAUCUGUACUCAGAUCUUCAAAAGAGAGUCAGUGAUCUUCCAGAAAGCCGUCUACAGCUUCGUCCAUCUGAGUGUUCAGGAGUUUCUGGCUGCAGUCUCCAUGUUCCACUGUUUCACCAACAAGAAGACGGAUGUCCUGAAGACCUUCCUCGGAGAGGACUGGGAACACAUGGAAUCAAGACCACAGACUUUAACUGACAAAAUAUUAUUCAGAAACCAAGAUGCUUUCCCAUCUCUAGACGACUUCCUGAAGGUUGUCCUGCAGAAAUCUCUCAGAAGUCAGAACGGCCACCUGGACCUGUUUGUCCGCUUCCUUCAUGGUCUUUCUCUGAAAUCCAACCAGAGACUCCUAAAAGGUCUUCUGGGUCGAACAAAGAUCAGUCCAGGAACCAUCCAGAGAGUCAUCAAGAACCUGAAGCAGAUCAACAGUGAGGAAGUGUCUCCUGACAGAAGCAUCAACAUCUUCCACUGUCUGAUGGAGAUGAAGGACCUCUCAGUCCAUCAGGAGAUCCAAGAGUUCCUCAAGUCAGAGAACAGAUCAGGGAAGGAACUCUCUGAGAUCCACUGCUCAGCUCUGGCCUACAUGCUGCAGAUGUCAGACCAGGUCCUGGAGGAGUUAGACCUGAAGAAGUACAAGACAUCACGGGAGGGACGAUGGAGACUGAUCCCAGCUGUGAAGAACUGCAGGAAGGCUGAAUUUUCUUAA